UCCCGUUAAACUCCUUCUUCCGCUGUUGAAAUCGGUUCAGGGUGAGUGUUCAUUCACCUCCUCCUGGGACCACACGCAGCAAACUGGAAGCUGUAUUGACUCGGACCGACGAGAGACAUGGAUAACGGGUUGUCCCCCUCGACCGGAGACACUGAGCUGGACCGGGCCGUCCAGCAGUGGCUGGAGUAUGACAAGAACCCCAAAACGGUGUCGAUGGUGCAGAACCUGGUGAAGGAGGGAAAAGUAGACAGCCUGAAGAAAUGUUUCUCCUCCCGGAUGGAGUUCGGCACCGCGGGACUGCGAGCAGCCAUGGGCCCUGGCGUAUCCUGCAUGAAUGACCUCACCAUCAUCCAGACCACGCAGGGUUUCUGUCGCUACCUGGAGCAGAAGUUUGAGAACCUUAAGGAGCGAGGGGUGGUGAUUGGCCACGACGCUCGGGCCCACCCGCCCAGCGGCGGUGGCAGCAGGCGAUUCGCCAGCCUGGCUGCAGCCGUGUUCAUCAGCCGAGGGGUUCCUGUCCACCUGUUCUCUGACAUCACCCCGACACCCUUUGUGCCUUUCACUGUUUCCCAUCUGCGUCUGUGUGCUGGUAUCAUGGUGACCGCCUCACACAACCCCAAACAGGACAAUGGCUACAAGGUGUACUGGGAGAACGGGGCCCAGAUCGUUUCUCCUCACGAUAAAGGUAUCGCUGCAGCUAUUGAGGAGAACUUGAAGCCUUGGCCCGAGUCCUGGAACACGGAGGAGGCCCUGAAGAGCCCGUUGCUUAAAGAUCCGCUCCAGGACAUCAACACGCAGUACUUCAAAGCCAUCCAGAAGCACUGUCAUCACAGGGAGAUAAACAAGAAGUCGGAGGUGAAAAUCGUGCACACGUCUGUGCACGGCGUCGGUCACAACUUUGUCCAGUCGGCUUUCGAGGCCUUCGACCUUCAGCCUCCGUACGCCGUGGAGGAGCAGAAAGUUCCCGACCCCGAGUUUCCCACCGUCAAAUACCCCAAUCCUGAGGAGGGGGAAGGAGUCCUGACGCUGUCGUUCGCUCUGGCGGAGAAGGAGGGAGCCUCUGUGGUGCUGGCGAAUGACCCUGACGCUGAUCGCUUGGCCAUCGCUGAGAAGCAGGAAAGUGGACAGUGGCGCGUGUUCUCUGGCAACGAGUUGGGGGCGCUGCUCGGCUGGUGGAUGUUCCGCUGCUGGAAAGCGCAGAACCCGGACGCCGCCGCCGUGAAGAACCUCUACAUGCUGUCGAGCACCGUCUCGUCCAAAAUACUGCGCGCCAUCGCUCUGAAGGAGGGCUUCCACUUCGAGGAAACACUGACAGGGUUCAAGUGGAUGGGGAACAGAGCCAGAGAACUUUUGGAUCAGGGCAAGACUGUUCUCUUUGCCUUUGAGGAGGCUAUAGGUUACAUGUGUAGUCCCUCUGUUUUGGACAAGGAUGGAGUGAGCGCUGCGGCGAUAGCAGGAGAGAUGAUUUCUUAUCUGGCCACUAAAAGCAUCAGCCUCUCUCAACAGCUCACCACGAUCUACGACGAGUACGGCUACCACAUCAGUAAGAACUCCUACUUCAUCUGCCACGACCAGAACGUGAUCCGCGGCCUGUUCGACCGCCUGCGCAACUACGAGGGCCAGAGGGACUGGUACCCGUCCGAGUGCGGCCGCUUCGCCGUCUCCGCCGUGCGGGAUCUGACCACGGGCUUCGACAGCAACCAACCCGACAAAAAGGCUGUUCUUCCCACCUCCAGUUCCAGCCAGAUGAUCACCUUUUCUUUCUCUAACGGCGGCGUGGCCACCAUGAGGACCAGUGGCACUGAGCCAAAAAUCAAAUACUACACAGAGCUGUGUGCUGCUCCUGGCAACAGCGAUGUGACGCACCUGAAGGAGGAACUGGACGAGUUGGUUGACGCCAUCAUUAAAGACUUCUUUGAGCCAGAGAAGAACAAGCUUCAGCCCAAACCAGUGUAGCACUGACAGACGCACAGUUACAACAAGCAGGACGAGCUGACCAGCGUUUCACAAAUUGUCUUAAUUACUCCAGAAGAGAUUCUUGGUUUAGUACAGGCUCUUUUUUUUUUCUUUUUUCUUUUAAACAAAUCUGACAUUAUAUCUGUGCCAUUCUUACCAUUAAGCAUCAGAUCUCCAUUUCUACUUCUAUCCUUUUUUUUUCUUUUUUUUUUUAAUAAUCUACAGAAUUCAUGGCUUCAUGGAGCCUUCGGUUUGAGUUUAUCUGUCCAGGAAGUGAUGCACGGAUUCAGUGUACCUUGUGCUGAAGAUUUGAGAUAAAAUGUUGGACCAUUCUAGAGACACAUUCCUGAUGUCAACUUUAUUCGCCUUUAUUAUGAUUCUGCACUGCUUGGGCAUUAACUGCACUGCUGCUAAUAUAAAGAGUUAAAAGAGAGCGGACUGCUGGAACUAUAACUUAACUGAACAUUGAAAACUAUUGUUUAAACUUUGAAUGCGUAAUAUCUUAAUUAAUAGAAAUAAACCGCACUGAAAUUGGUGAUAUAUUAUUGUGUUAGUGCAGUAUGUGGAGGGAAAAAUGGCCACUGUGGACUGCAGUGAUGCUGGUGUGGAGAACGAACGAGCCUAAAAGCUUAGAGCGCCACUAAGUGGACAGUUUGUAUCGGAUUUACAUACACCCACGACCUACACCAUGAUCCAUGAUCUGAAUAAAUGUUACAACAUAUCAAGUUGAAAUUCA
Mugil cephalus (flathead mullet) is the source of this 2692-nucleotide messenger RNA. It is a transcript of the gene pgm2, whose product is annotated as phosphoglucomutase 2. The record is from RefSeq and is a predicted model, not a curated record. NCBI's taxonomy places the organism in Eukaryota, Metazoa, Chordata, Actinopteri, Mugiliformes, Mugilidae. Gene Ontology annotation, molecular function: phosphopentomutase activity; magnesium ion binding. Gene Ontology annotation, biological process: carbohydrate metabolic process; purine ribonucleoside salvage. The coding region runs from base 118 to 1956 and encodes 612 amino acids. The transcript is spliced from 13 exons.